Molecule: messenger RNA, 204 nt
Organism: Linum tenue
Lineage: Eukaryota; Viridiplantae; Streptophyta; Magnoliopsida; Malpighiales; Linaceae
Source: the annotation of a GenBank genome assembly
CAUGGCGAGGAGCACCCAACAACCACUGCUCUCUCUCAUUUUUAUUCUGCGUUGGAGUAAGAAGCAAUCAAGAGAUGGUCGUGAGCGGCCCGGAGAGGAAUAAGAAAGAUCUGGCAGUUGAUGACGAGAGAAUGGUGUUGCAAUAAACACAGAUUUCUUGUGGUGACCCAUGGGCGAUGGCACGCAGGGGAUGACUGAUCGGAU